AUGGCGCUUUCUGGCAACCAUGGCGUUCUAGCUGUCCCUCUCGUGCUGGAGGCACGCAACGAAUUCACGGAGGCGGCCAAAGGUCUCGAACGCACUCUGAGCGGCAGCGGCUCGCAUCAAGCCGAGGUAGGUCUGGUGGAAAGACCCAGCACCACCAGCACUCUUGCGCAUGACCACGACCACCAGCCUGCCGUGGGCACUCCGCUCGUCCAUGGACCUGAUGGGAGCGUUGUGCCCAACAAAAAGCCCAUGACUUGGCAACGAAAGGCCAAAAUUUUCGGGCGAGUGCCAGAGCAGGUCGAUGUAACUUGACACCGCUCGGGUCUGGCGGUGCUGACUCGCCACUUCUUCACUGCAUGUCAUCCUUGCAGGUAUGCGGGACUGGGUGUGGGAGGUUUUGGUCUCGGCACCUACCACCUGAGUAAAGCGUUCAUCAAUGCCGACGAAGAGCGACGAAAGCAACGUCAAGCGGCGAAUGAGCAAGUCAUUGCUGACUUUAUCACCAACCUCAAAGCACAACGUGAGUAGUAGUGAUACCUCCUCCGAAAACACUCAGCCAGGGCACGUGCAGGUGCUGACGUUCUUCACGCCCUUCCGAACCUUCCCCGUCACCCAUAGAACCCGAUGGCAAGUCUUUCUAG
Molecule: messenger RNA, 641 nt
Organism: Ceraceosorus bombacis
Lineage: Eukaryota; Fungi; Basidiomycota; Exobasidiomycetes; Ceraceosorales; Ceraceosoraceae
Source: the annotation of a GenBank genome assembly